Messenger RNA from Mesocricetus auratus (golden hamster), 9120 nucleotides. It is a transcript of the gene Wdr87, whose product is annotated as WD repeat domain 87. Gene Ontology annotation, molecular function: protein binding. NCBI's taxonomy places the organism in Eukaryota, Metazoa, Chordata, Mammalia, Rodentia, Cricetidae. The transcript is spliced from 8 exons. Bases 1 to 8685 code for a protein of 2894 amino acids. The record is from RefSeq and is a predicted model, not a curated record.
AUGUCUACCACCAGGCUCGUUCCCAAGUGGAAUGAGUUUAUACGUUCCGUGAAUGAAACCAUUAAAAAAAGCAAGAAACCCACAGGGGACGCAAAGAGUGAUGUAGUUGUGCUGAGUGACCGAUCCCAGGCACUGUUCAAAGAAUCUCGCUAUCCCCAGACGAUGCCGCUCAUAUGCCAUUACUUCAUUGAAGCCCACUUUUUUGCCUCCCUCUCCUGGGUGACGACCUACUCAAGAGAAACACUGGCCGUAGUGUGGAUGAAGAGCAAAGCUGACGACAUGGUUGAAAGGAGAACAUUCCCAAUGACCGAGCGACUGCCGGUCAUCCAGGCCAUAGUCCACACAGGCUCCUUUCACCUCAUCGUGGCCUACUGUGUCGACUUGACUCUGAGACUCUUUGGGGACCACUUUAUGGCCUUUAAAUCCAUGUGUACCGUGCCCUGCCGCUUUGAUAUCAGCUGUCUCUGCUUUGAUCCAGAAACAAAGAUGCUGCUGUCUGGCAUCAUUGGGGCAGUGGUCACCUGGAGCAUUGAACCAAGUGGCAAGGGCCUCGAAAUGAUGCAGAUGUUUCCCACGCCUGGGGACGAACUGGUCCAGAAUAUUGUUCUGAGUGGCCCCAACGGCUGCCUCGUUGCGCUGUGUGAAACUAUGCUAAGAGUCCUCGAUCGACAGGACAAUGGCCACCUGAGAGAGGCCCAGAGGUUCACAACCACUAACGUCGGCUCUCCCAUCACCUGCUGUCUGACUAGUCUCGAUGGGAGACUCAUCUAUGCUGGGAACAAGGCUGGGGAAGUCCACGUAUGGAGCCUGGGGAGGAGCAUGGCCCUCCACAGCUUCAGGGCCCAUUCCUCAGUAGUGGUUGGUAUACAGAACCGGUCAGAGGCCCACACCUUGUUGACAGCUGGCAAGGAAGGCGUAGUUAAGGAAUGGAAUCUUACUUCAGGGAACCUGCUCCGGCGACUCGAACUUGGCGAGGAGCUCCACAAACUCCAGUUUAUCGACACCACUACUUUCUUCUGCCAGACAACUCAUACUUUCUCCUUGCGCCGUCUGCCCUGCUUCUACAAACUCUUCAAUGUCUGUGGUUCUGCUCCCCAGCAGUUGCACCGAGUCCGCUGUGAAGACAACUGUUUCCGGAUCCUGUGCACGACUGAAGAUGGCCUGUUGCGCUUUGUGUCUCCUGUAACAGGGGAUCUUUUGAUUAUCACCUGGCCCUUCUCACUCCUCGAUCGCUCUGUGGAUUGGGCCUAUGAUCCCAGUAAAGAGGAGCUCAUGGUGGCCACGGGCACCUCGGAGGUGCUGGUGUUCGACACCAGCCGCAGCCCUUGCCCAGUCAAGUAUCUCUUGUGCACCUCGCCGGAUGUUCAGGACUUCGUCCAGUGCCUGGCUUAUGGGAAUUUCAAUCUGGGGCGGGGGCUGAAGGGACUAAUAUUCUCUGGGCAUCAGAGUGGAAUAGUAAGAGUGCUUUCGCAGCACAGCUGCGUCAGAAUCGAGAAAGUCAUGCACUUUGGGGCUGUCCUGGCUCUGUCAGCACUCUACGGAGGGCUUCUGAGCAGCCGAGAAAACUCUUUGCUUUGUUCCUAUGGGAUUGACGACUACAUACAGUUGUCAGAAGUUGUGUUCGUUGGGUCCAGAUUACAACUGCGGAGCCUGGCUAGUAUUCUCAGCAGCUGUCACCUAAGACACCUAGUCCUCUUACCAAGGGCUGUAGGGGCCAUUACAGACACCAACUGCCUACGGCUCUGGAAGUUCCAUGAUUUUCUGUCCUUUGGGUCAAAACAAGGCACCCGAUUCAUAGAGACAUUGCCUCUGCACCAGUGUACAAUCACCUCCUUUGAUGUCUGCUUGCCUUUGAGUCUUUUUGUCACAGGUGGUUCUGACGGCUCUGUGCGCAUCUGGGACUUCCAUGGUCGACUUAUAGCCAUGCUGGACUCAUCACUGCACUUUGGCCCACUCUGCUUUUUAAAUGACCGGGCUGACCUGCUGGUGACUUUCAACCAGAGUAUUUAUCUGGUAUCUUGCUUAGAGUUGCUCCCCGCGAUCAUGCUCUCUCGCCUCGCCCUUAUGAGCAUAACAGAUGACAUGGUAGAAGUCCCCAAACCUUUUGCACCAAGCUUUUUCUUCUCCUUUGAGACCAUAUUUGUGCCUAAGUAUAGCUACCAAGAUCAGCGGAGACAGGACCUAAGAGGCCUGGUGUGCCUUGUCAACAAGCGGGCCAUUGCCUUUGACCAUAAAGUACCACAUGUCAUAGAAGAAGAAGAAGAUGGGAGCACUGUGUUACUGAGUGCUCACCGGAAGCAUCAUUUGGAGGGAUCUGCCUUGUAUGUGAUGAAAAAGCAACCCCAAACUCAUUAUGUGGUUCCCCCUCAGUUACAGAUGACUGCCUGGGAUGGACUCAACCCCUAUCAGAUAUUACGAUGCUACUUUGGUCAAGGGAGGAAAUGGCUUCUCGCUCCUGAUUGCCACAUCCCCAACUCAGUGAUCCGUGCCCGUCUUUGGCCAGAGGGCAGCCCCAUAUUCCUACAGUGCAGCCUGCACUCGCCCCAGCGGGAUCUGGAAUGGGAAAAGAAGCAUCCGUUCUUCUUCUGGAACAGCAAGAUAAGAGCUAUGAGUAUAACGGGGCACGUUUCAGAGAAAGAGGAUGAAAGCUUCCUAGAAAGGAGAUUAACUAAGGACAUCACUUACAGCGUCCUUACAGACGCAGCAAACCGCAGCUGGCUGGGGAAGAAGAUGAGCGAACUAGCCAUUAACAGCCUGAUCGAGGCAAUCCUCAACAUUAUGGUCCAUGCCAACCCACUUAAAUACCAAUGCUGUAUUGGUGCAUUGGGACAAAUCUUCGCCGCUUACCAGGUGUCCCCAGCCCUGCGCUCGGAGACAGCACACCAUCUGCUAGACGACACAACAAAUUCCAACCCACUUAUCCGCGAACUAGCCUGGGAAGGGCUGAAGCGGCUGGGAAUGAUCACUCACCUCUUUGCUUUGCCUCUGGCCCAGGGAUUAAUGGACAAGGACCAAAGAGUGAGGAGUAAAGCCAUGAGCCUAAUGCCUGACACUGGGAUCCAUUCAAAGAGCUCUCUCUUGAACCUCAUGCAGAAACGAGACCUUUUCCGGGAUCUGCAGCAAGAGAUGAUCGGGGAGGAGUCCCUGGACCAUCUUCUUGGGAUGCGGCCCACAGACAUUCAAAUCCUCAUCUCUCAAGUAGAGCAGCGAUUAAAUGAGAACCUGUCACUAUCCAAAGGAGAUAGAAAGCUUGACUUUUCUUUAGCCCUCCCAGGGUCUUCUGUGCUUAGUAAGCCCAUUUCCUUGCUACCUAUGGCAGCUCAUGAAGAGGUCAAGCCCAGCAAAAGCCAAAGACCAGCCCGUAAAAGGCAAGCCCGGAAACUGUUGCGAGGUCUCAGAAAAGCAAAAGAGGCUGCUAGACAGCGGAGACAAGAGGAGACAAGCUAUCAGGUUGAAGCCGAAGCGACCGAGGAUGUCCCAACCCAUUCCAGGACUUCAGUCGGGAGCCUAUUAAAGAGCCCCAGAGACAUUGAAAUUUCAGAGAAAGACAUCUUAAAGGAACACAUUGCUGUGGCCAUGAAAUUGAGAAAAAAGUCGAAAAUCACAGACAGGAGAGACAAGAAAGCUCCAAAACAAGGCAAGCCCAAGAAAAAGAAAAAAGAAGAAAUUGAAGAUGUAGUUAUAGGUGAGGAAAUCUUGCCUCCCGUAGUAGAUGUAGUGGAACCUCCCCCACGGAGGAGAAGGCCAAGAUUCUCAGGGAGGGGUGUCGGGGGGACGCCCGGUAGGGUUCUCACUGCAGAUACCCACUGGCGGGACGAUCUCUGUCAACUGGUGAACAUGAGGGUAGCUGCUUCCCAAACUCAGAUGGUGGAUGACCUAGGUCUUGAGCUACUGGCUACUGCUAAGGAGGUACUGACGGAUAAGCACCCAAGCUGGGAACUCUUUAUGGAGAUCUGCCCGCUGGUGGAGAAAGAAGGGAGUGAUGUGGCUGAGAGCAUUGAGUGGCAAGAGGAAAAAUCAGUUCUUGUUCCUGAAGAAGCAGUUGGAGAGGAGACAGUCACCACAGCCGAGGAAGAAAUGCCAGAGGCAGUAGAAGAAGAAACGCUGGAAAGAGAACUGGAAACGAAGGAGGAGGAGGAAAUGAUUCCCCAAAAGGGCAAAAAGAAAGAAAUCGCUUUCUUAGAACCAGGGGAGGUAGUCAAAGGAAGGGGAAAGCCCAGGAAGGAGGGGAAGAAAGCUAAGAAGAUGGCAAAACAGGAGAAAAUGAAAGAAGGCAUCAAAGAGAGGGCAGUCUCCACGGAGGAGGGAGAAGGAGAAAGAGAAGAAGAAAGAGAAAGAGAAGAAAGAGAAAGAGAAGAAGAAAGAGAAGGAGAAGCAAUUGAAGCAGAAAUAAAACCGGGGUGGGAAGAGAGGAGACUGCGUUGGGAAGAGUGGAAGAAGGCGUGGGACGAGUGGCAUAGAGCCCAGGGUCGAAGGGCAAUAUCUUGGGAAGAAUGGAAGAAAGAAUGUGACCGGAAGCAUUUUGAACAGCUGGAACAACUCCAGGCUGAAGGAGAGGCAGCACCAAGUGAGGAAAUAGGUGAAGCGGAGGAGAAGAUGCUGAGAUGGGACGAAUGGAAGCAGGUCUGGGAAAACGUCAUAGCGAAGACCAAGACGGAGACGGAAUUGGAUAUGGGGGAGAUAUUAUCUGAAGAAUCGGAGGAGUCUGAGGAGGAGAUUGCAGAAGAGGCUCUCACGGGAGAGCAGAGACAGCUCCGACAGGCGCGGAGAGAGGCCAGGACACAGUGGAAACAAGCCCGAGCCGAAAGACAACGAGCCAGGGAGCACAGGCUGCUAGCGAGAGAAGAGGAGAAGCUAGCCCAGGAUGAGAAAAGACUGGCCAAGGAAGAGAGGAGACUAGUCCAAGAGUAUGUGAGAAGGGCCGCGGCAGAUGGGAAGCCGGGCCACGUAGAGAUGACCCUUGGCGAGAAAGAAGAGCGUCUGGCCCAGGAAGAGGAAUUUCUAAGUCAGCAAGCAGAGCGGCUGGCCCAGAAGAAAAGAAAACUGGCCAGAAAGUUGGAGAAACUGGCUCGUGAAGAAGAAAAAACGGCAAAGAAAGCAGCCAAAGUGGCUGAGAUAAAUGCAGUGUUGGCCCAGAAAAUGGAAACCCUGACCCAAAAGGAGCUGAGUCUGGACUUGCAAGAAAAGGAGCUGAAAGAGGAAGCCAGGAGCCUGGAAUGGGACGCCAGGGAGCUGGCUUGGAAAGAGGACGAGCUCAACGAGGAAGACGAGAAACUGGCCGAGAAGAGGGAGAAGCUGGCCAAGGAGGAGAAGAUGCUCAGCUGGCAAGAGGAGAAUGUGUCCCUGGAAGAGAAAAUACUGGCCGAGGAUGAGGCCAUGCUGAUGGAGGAAGAGAGAAAGCUGUCCCAGAAGGAAGACAGGACUCCCGAGGAGGACACGGUGCUGCUGGACAGGAGGGAGAAACUGAGGGAGAAGAGAGAGAAGCUGGCCCAGGAGACGGAGAGACUGACCCAGAAAAGGAAAGAGCUGGAAGGAAAGAAGGUCAGACUGGCCCAGGAAGAAGAAACCGUGGCCCAGGAGAAGUACAUGCUGUCUCUGGAAAAGCAGAGACUGGCGGAAAGGGAAGCCACUCUCCAUGACUCCGAAGACAAAGUCCUCAAGGCGAAGGAGCAGCUACGGGAUGUGAAACCCAAGCUGGAGCUGUACAGGGAGAAGCUGUUUCACUUAACGGGCAAGCUGAAGGAGGAGAAGCAGGUCCUCCUGUCAAAGAGGGAGAAGCUGGCCGACGCAGAGGGGAACCUGGAGGAGGCGGGUGUGAUUCUGGCAGAAAAGCAAGGGAAGCUGGCCCAGGAGAAAAUUAAGUUAGCUGAUGAGAUUAAGGUCCUAAUCCUGCAAAGCAAUCUUUUCAGAGAGGAGACUGAGAUUGCUGAAGAAGGGGUGGCGCUGGCUGAGGAGAUGAAGAAGGUGGCUGAGGAGAAGGUGAGGCUAGCAGAGGAGUCAGAGCUGCUCUCCAGGAGAGGGACUGAAGAGGACAUCCUGAAGCGAAGGAUGACGGAGCACGAGAUAGACCUAAUGAAGAAGCGACUGUCACUGGAGGAGAAGAUUCUGGCCUAUGAGGACAGACUGUUGGCUAUUGAGGAGAAGAACGCCGCCAAAGGGGAGCUGGAGCUUAGCAGAGGGCAGCGGAUACAGGUCCACGAAGAAAGGAAGUUAGCCAAAGCGACCAGGAGAAUGGGUAAAGAGAUGAGUGUCUCCGGGGAUCUAGCACAAACAAGAAAAUCCUUGAAGGUGCUUCAAAGGCUAGUCAGCAAAGCAAGGAAGGCGACCCAGAAAGAGGCAAAGAUGACGAAGAUAAAGCGGACGCUGGCUGUGAAGGAGGCCAGGCUAAGUAAGGAAGAGGACAGACUCGACGCGAAGGAGCUGGAUGCGUACGAAGAAGAACCGGAAGUCAUCAGGGAUGAGAAGAAACUCGCUGAGAUGCAGAGACAUCUGGCCAAGGAAAUGAGAGAACUGAAAAGCCAAGAGCAGAGAGUGGCUGAGGAAGAGCACUCGCUUGUCCUGGAUAUGGUAGAGCUCCCAGAGGAGGGCGAAGACCUUCAGGGAGAAGAGGGAGUCUUUAGAGGCUCGAGGAGGAGGAGACAGACACCGUCAGGGCCCCUUCCUGGAACGGAAAAGUUUUACGAUCUGUUAGAACAGGUGGAGUGUAAGGAGAGCUUUACCAAGGAGAUGGAAACCCUGAUAGAUGAAGUAGAGAAAGACGAGGAGAUAGCAGAGGAGGAGGAAGAGGAGGAGGAACAGGAGGAGGAGGAGGGAGAAGAGGGGGAGGAGGGAGAGGAGUGGGAGGAGAAAGUGGAGGAGAUAGAGGAGGAGAAAGAGGAGGAGGAAAUGGAGGAGGAAAUGGAGAGAGAAGAGGAGGAGGAACAGGAGGUAAAGGAGAAAGAGGAGGAGGAGGAGGAGAAGGGGGAGGAGGAAGAGGAAGAGAUGGGAAGGGUGUAUGAGGAGGAGGAGGAGGAGAAGGAGGAGGAAGAGGAGGAAGUAGAGGACGAGGAGGAAGAGGAAGAGGAGAAACGCCUAUCGGGAGAAGCGAAGAAGAAAGAGGUGCUGUUAAAAAGAGAAAUGCUUAAGGCACAGGAAAUGAUGAGGAGGGUCAUCCUGUCAAAAAGGGAAAUGCUCCAUCCCAUUGGACAAGGACUCACUGAGCUCAGAGGGACUGCUGUAAAGCUGGAGGGACUGAAAAGCCCUCCUGGAAAACGGACUCCAGUAGCUGAGGAGGUGGAAAGGAAGAAGCCAUUGCCGCAAGAAGUGACGAAAGCAGAAGAAAAGGCUUCAGCCUUUGAGACAUCCAGGAUAACCCUAAGGACAAAACUGAUGGAUAAAGAGAGGGAAUUGUUGGAGAAAUACCAACCAGAGCUCCCACCCCUUUUGGAUGCCACCUCAGAGUAUGAACCGACACCCAGCAUCAAACCAUUCACAUCUCAGUUGCUUACAAGAGCCGUGAAAGCUCGCAAACUCCAACCCCAAGCACCACAAGCCAAAUGGGUUUUGCAGCGGCAUCCUCCUCUGGCAGGACAAGCAAAGGCACAGGCGCCUCUGCCUGAGAUCUCGACAGAGGAACGCUAUCCCGUGGGAGGAAUGUCAGACUUCGAAUGGCUGCAUAGUGUCUUAGGACAGAUGCAAGCAGGAGAAGAACUUAGUAGAGACAGUUUCCACAGACUGUGUCAGCUCCUCAAAGACCUCACCUCGACGGGAGAUCUGGAGUGGCUGCAUGUGGCAAUACUUGAGGUCAUCGUGAACCGUCACAAGCAGACUGUGGACUCUCAGGGCACAGUAACUUCAAAACCUGGCAGGGAAUCUAUGAGCCCCAAACACCACAAAGUGAUUCCUCCUAUAAAGGGAAAGGAAAAGGAAAGCUGGCAAAAACCGGCUAUCCCCAUACCAGGGUCCCCACUAGCUACCAAGAGGGUUACAGACCCAAAGGCUAUGCAAUGGCAUCUUCUAGGAGAGCCAUACAGAAGUGCACGGGUGCAGCAGUUACUUAAUGUUCUUGAAGACAUGGAGAUGCGGUCUUCGGAUCCUACCACAAGAGACAUUUUGACCAGUGCCCCUCCUUCCGUAAACAAACAAACCUUGGCACUAUUGUUUCAAAAGGACUUUGGGGAUCUUAAAGGUAAGAGCAGAUAUCCCAAACUGCCUAAGUUGGAGAAAAAGCCUAUCUUAAAAAAAGAAGCACUACCUCCCUGGGAGACGUUUGUGGCGCUCUACCAUAUUUUGCGGGUUCUACAGCAGCGGUAUGCCAAAGACAUGGCUACUUGGAUGGAAAAGUUUGACCAGCUCAUGGACCUUUACCAGCUUCAGUCCCCCCGAAUCCAGAGGCUGCUGCAGGACCUGCUACUGGCAAAAGAGCCUCAGUCCCAAGAGUUCGUCUCCAAAGAAACUCUGAAGGCCGUGGAGCUAGUGCCCGGGCAGCGGCUGUUAUACUGCUUGGUUUGUGGUAGCUCCCAUUCCCCACAAAUGCCUCUUGAGUUUCAGGAAGUGAUUUCACUUCCCGAGCAGAAUAAUGUGCACACCAUUCGACCUAGAGGCAUUGCCAAGUAUGGGAUCCUUGAACUUGCCUGGAAGAGUCUGCCCCAAGCUGAUAUUCACCUCAUCAAGAAAGCACCCCAUGCCAUCGUUCACGCCCCCUGACUUGAGACUGACUACCCAUGCCAUCGUUCACGCUCCCUGACUUGGGAUUGACUACUCAUGUUAUCGUUCAUGAUCCCUAACUUGGGAUUGACCUGACUAGGGACUGACUACUCAUGUUAUUGUUCAUGCUCCCUGACUAGGGACUGACUUCCCAUGCCAUCGUUCACGCCCCCUGACUAGGGACUGACUACUCAUGUUAUUGUUCACGCUCCCUGACUUGAGACUGACUUCCCAUGCCAUCGUUCACGCCCCCUGACUUGGGACUAGCUAAAUGUCAAGAGUUUUAAUUCUCAAAUGGAGAAAUGCAGAAACUAGACCUUUAUCUCCAGGGCCCACACAGAAGUAGAACAAGGUCAAAGUUGUUGUUGUUUUUCUCUACCCAGCUCUAGAAGCCAGUUUCUGUAUAUGGAAUAAAGAGAAAAUUCUCAUUUGUAA